Vicugna pacos (alpaca) is the source of this 1270-nucleotide messenger RNA. The record is from RefSeq and is a predicted model, not a curated record. Lineage: Eukaryota; Metazoa; Chordata; Mammalia; Artiodactyla; Camelidae.
UCGCGGAACGCCGGAAGCUGCUAGUUGCUCCGUAGCGGCCGAAGGGGCGGGCUCGAGGGCUGAGGGACCCCUAAGCUGCUCGCGGUUCCCUCAGCGGUGCAAGAUGGCGGACAUCUCCCUGGACGAGCUAAUCCGGAAGCGUGGGGCUGCGGCAAAGGGGCGGCUCAAUGCCCGACCAGGAGUUGGAGGUGUUCGAUCUCGUGUUGGGAUCCAACAGAGCCUUCUCAGCCAGCCAGCACGCACGGCCACUUUCCAGCAGAGAUUUGAUGCUCGGCAGAAAAUUGGCCUCUCAGAUGCCCGACUCAAGUUGGGAGUCAAAGAUGCCCGGGAAAAGCUUUUGCAGAAAGAUGCCCGGUUCCGGAUCAAAGGGAAAGUGCAAGAUGCCAGAGAGAUGCUGAACUCCCGCAAACAGCAGAGCGCAGUGCCCCAGAAGCCUCGCCAGGUGGCCGACGCCCGGGAGAAGAUCAGCUUGAAGCGGAAUUCCCCUGCUGCCUUCAUGAGCCCACCCAUUGGGACGGUGACCCCUGCUCUGAAGCUCACUAAAACCAUCCAGGUUCCACAGCAGAAGAUCAUGGCACCAAUUCAUGCUCAUCCUGCUGGAAUGAGGAUCAACGUCAUCAAUAACCACCAGGCCAAACAGAAUUUAUACGACCUAGAUGAAGAUGAUGAUGUUGUAGCUCCUAUUCCUAGUAAACAGAUGAAAUUUGCAGCCUCGGGCAGCUUCCUCCACCAUGUGGCUGGGCUGAGCGGUUCCAAGCUUUCUGUAUCCAAGGCCCUUCCUCUCACCAAAGUGGUUCAGAAUGAUGCAUACACAGCUCCUGCUCUCCCCUCCUCUGUUCGAACAAAAGCCUUGACCAACAUGUCCCGGACACUAGUGAACAAGGAGGAGCCCCCCAAAGAGCUGCCGCCUGCUGAGCCUGUCCUCAGCCCUUUGGAAGGCACCAAGAUGACCGUGAAUAAUCUGCACCCUCGAGUCACUGAGGAGGACAUUGUUGAGCUUUUCUGUGUGUGUGGAGCCCUGAAGCGGGCUCGGCUGGUCCAUCCUGGGGUAGCAGAGGUGGUCUUUGUGAAGAAGGACGAUGCCAUCACCGCAUAUAAGAAGUAUAACAACCGGUGUCUGGACGGGCAACCAAUGAAGUGCAACCUUCACAUGAAUGGGAACGUUAUCACCUCAGACCAGCCCAUCCUGCUACGGUGGAUCCACUCCACCUCAGGGAAAACCGACAAGGUCCCGUGCCAGGCUGCUCUGGUUAUCACAGGGCUUCACUGA